This is a messenger RNA of Fukomys damarensis (Damara mole-rat), 567 nucleotides long. Its product is annotated as jupiter microtubule associated homolog 1-like. Gene Ontology annotation, cellular component: nucleus. NCBI's taxonomy places the organism in Eukaryota, Metazoa, Chordata, Mammalia, Rodentia, Bathyergidae. The record is from RefSeq and is a predicted model, not a curated record.
AUGGAAUUUAGCUCAGUAUUGAGGCUCCACCGCAGUGACUGGCUGUGGGUCUGUAGUGCCCCUGUACCUCUUGGGCCCAACCUUUUCAGCACUUUUCUUGCCCACCUGCCUACUUCACUCCUUAGUCCUGUGACCACUGCCACCACCUUCAAGGGCGUCAACCCCCACAGCAGGAAUAGCUCCCAAGGCUUGCUCCUUCCAGGUGGUGGGUCCAAUUUUUCAUUAGGCUUUAAUGAAGCAACACACCAGCCCAUGAGGAAGAACAAAAUGACCUUGAACGUCUUUGGGACACUUGGAGAAAAUCCCCCUUCUUGGGCUAUAUACAUCAUAGGUGCGAAGUCUAGAGGGGACAGGAUAGAUUGGAAAUUAUUGGGACCAGAGAGUACAAACUUGUCUGAAGCAAGCUGCAGAGAUUUCUUAGCUCUGAAUGGAGAUGGUGACAUCCAUGGAGACAUGGACACAGACUUCACCAGCCUGAGGCAGAGCAAAGAGAAGGUUGUGUCUGCUGCAUUCAUGUCCAGCCUGGUGGCCUCAACACCAGCUCCUGCCAGAAGAAACCACCAGUAG